Messenger RNA from Amaranthus tricolor (Joseph's coat), 1614 nucleotides. RefSeq lists its product as uncharacterized. The transcript is spliced from 2 exons. The record is from RefSeq and is a predicted model, not a curated record. NCBI's taxonomy places the organism in Eukaryota, Viridiplantae, Streptophyta, Magnoliopsida, Caryophyllales, Amaranthaceae. Bases 161 to 691 code for a protein of 176 amino acids.
GCCUUUCUGGACUCUUGGAGAUGCUCUUCCUCAUGCUAUAAAUUUUUGGGCUAUGCCUAAAUAUUGAAACAACAGGCUCUGAACCGAGAAAAUUCGUCAUUGGCAAGCAACAAGAAAAUUCUAAGGCACAAAGAAAGGCGCUAUAUUCUUGGUGCUUUAUAUGAUCCAACCAUCACCCAACACAGCUUCUUGGUACCUCAUCAUCGGUGUUUCUCUAGUCUGCUUUCCUUGGUUCUUUUGGUUCCUUACAAUCCUUUAUCGCAUUGUUUCUCGUGCUUGUGGUUUUAGGAUGAUUUGUUGUGGCCCUUCUGGUGAUGAUCACCUUAAUGUUGAUAUUCCUUUGGGUGGGCCCACCAUCAACAAUGGUGGUAAUAACGGAGGUGUUCUUAGUAUUCCUAUUCAUGAUGCCAAUACAGCCGCUACUAACGGUGUUGGAGUUAAUUUUGUCAUCGAGAGUGGGAACGGGAAUGAGGUGGGUAGGACAUCUGGGGUGGAAGUGCAGCCAGGAAGUCCGAAGCGGGUUCAUUUUGGAGGGGUAGUUGUACUAGGUGAGGAAGACGGUGGUGACCAUAGAGAUGAGGAAAACCCGAAACCGAUGUCCUCACCAUCAUCGUCGUCGUCAUCAUCUCCCUCUCCACCAAGGAAUUCUACUGAGAGCGAAAUGCCCCUGAGAUUGUUUAUGGCUUCAUGAUCCGGACAGCUUAAAAAACAAUAUUUUUUUCGCAAAUCAAUCAAGUUGGCUGUAAAUGCAUCGAGCUAGGAUGAAGAUCCAAAUCGUCUUCAGAGCGUAAGAGCUGCUUGAUCGAAGAUAUCGUCUUCGGACAUUGCAAGCAGUUCUGGUCAAAGAAGAGGAUUGUAAAUUUUUUGUCAUUCAUACAAAAACUAUUUACAUGGUUAGCCUGUAGGAUAUUUAGGGGUGGGAAGGAUAGUGUUUUGAUCAAGUAAUGCCAUGUUGAAACUUUCUAUAUAUAGAAAAAUCAUAAUUUGAUUUGUCUGUAUUUCUAAAUCUGUGAUUAAAUUACCAGAAAUAGUUCUGAAACAAUCCGUCACCCGAAUAGUUUUGUGAGAAGACUACCAGGUACCCUAAGCUGUAAAAUUAAAAUUCCGUCUUGAGCGCAAAUUUUUGUUGGUACAGACACAAUAUUCUCUUAACUUUCUACUCGAAUAAGUACCUUGUUUCUCACGUCAUACUUGUAUUGUGAGUAAAUAUUUAUAGAGAAAAUAAAAGUCAAUCUACAUUAAAACCGUAACUUUGCCAACUAUGCAUUUCUCUCACUUCUCUGACAUAUAAAAUAUGAAGUACAUUCUUAUUGUAGAAAUUUAGAUGCGUAAAAACGGAAUAUCAAGAAAUUUAUUUCUUUAUAUAUAAAACAUGAUCUCAUGCAUAUAGUAAUACAAAUAUAGUAUUUUUAAGAACCAUACCCUUGUUCCAUGAUUUUUCACAAAUUAAAGAGUAUGUAUGAUAGUAGUGGAUAUCACAACAUCAAGUGUUAUUCCUCUGGUAUUGGUUCACAAGCACCAAUUAGAUCACUAUAUAUGCUAGUACGGAAUAAAAAAACUAAUAUUUUUUUUUUAUUUAUUACCAACUAUUCACUUUUUUUCUAAUAAGACAUU